Messenger RNA from Podarcis lilfordi (Lilford's wall lizard), 1197 nucleotides. NCBI's taxonomy places the organism in Eukaryota, Metazoa, Chordata, Lepidosauria, Squamata, Lacertidae. The record is from the annotation of a GenBank genome assembly.
AUGCAUUGGGAGCCAGCUUUGGAAUGUGAUUCUUCUAAGCCCCUCCAUCUGCUUUUCCCUGUGCUGGAGCAGCUUGUUUACAAGUAUAAGUUAGAAGCAAGAUCUACUGAAUGGAAUUUCAACAUGUCUCAUCUGUCCAAGCUGCAACUCCUUGAGGUGCACAACCUGCCUGAAGUACCUUACGGUUCCUCUGCACCAGAGAUGCAGUCCCUCUUCAUGGAUCUGCCCCAGGUGGAGGCCCUGAGAAUGGUGAACAGCAACAUCAGGUACAUCUCAGCAAAGUUCUUCAGAAGAAAGUGCAAACUCAAGCAACUCGUGCUAGAGAAGAAGGCCUUCCUGGAACUUGACAGUGACAUUCAGGAUCAAAUACUGGGACAAAUGCCUCUCCGCUACUUGCAUUUUUCCAGUGUCACCUUCAGGUGUGACUGUUCAAGUGCCUGGCUCAUUGACUGGGCCAUCAGAAGGAAAGAGAUUUAUGUAUUUGGGCUGGAGCAUGCAGACUGUCUGGAUGUCCAAAGGAGAGAAAAGAAAGGCAACUAUCUGUCUUUCAUAGAGCAGAACUGUAGUCAGGAUGUUGGCUUCCUCCUUUUUGUUUCAACCUCCUCGGUGCUGUUCCUCCUUAUUUCACUCCCUAUCCUGAAAGCCACUUGCGGCUCAGAGCUUCUUUUCCUGAUCUACAUCCUGAGAGCAUGGUGGCAUGGACUGUUGAAUAACAGAAAAGGCCAGAGGUUUGAGUAUGAUGCUUUUGUGUCCUACAGCAGUCAGGACCAGGAGUGGGUGUUGCAGCACUUGGUGCCCAAUCUGGAGCAGAAGGGACCCCCCUUCCUGAAGCUCUGUCUCCACAACCGGGACUUUGUGGUGGGCAAGGCCAUUGUGGACAAUAUCAUGGAGAGUCUUUACAGCAGCUACAAGACCAUCUGUGUUAUCAGCCACCAUGCCCUCAACAGCUCCUGGUGUUCUCUGGAGAUGACCCUGGCCACAUACCGUCUUGUGGCUGAGCAAGAGGAUACGUUGAUCCUGUUGUUCAUGGAGCACAUCUCCAGAUACCGUCUCUCAGCCUAUCAUCAUCUGGCAAAGCUGGUGAAGAGGAAGGCAUAUCUAGACUGGCCUCAGGAGCCAGCUGCCCAGGCUGCCUUUUGGGAUAGGUUGAGGAAGAUACUGAAGCAACACUGUGGUGGGGAGGAACCAAAGCUUUAA